Molecule: messenger RNA, 1553 nt
Organism: Suillus clintonianus
Lineage: Eukaryota; Fungi; Basidiomycota; Agaricomycetes; Boletales; Suillaceae
Exons: 4
Coding region: 37-1395 (452 amino acids)
Biological process (GO): protein polyubiquitination; positive regulation of proteasomal ubiquitin-dependent protein catabolic process; ubiquitin-dependent protein catabolic process
Cellular component (GO): ubiquitin ligase complex; cytoplasm
Molecular function (GO): ubiquitin protein ligase activity; zinc ion binding; ubiquitin conjugating enzyme binding
Source: RefSeq, a predicted model, not a curated record
AAAUGAGAUUACGUUCCCCUUUUCUUUUCAGCCAUCAUGAACACUCGUUGCAGCGUGCCAGUCAUCGAGGCAGAGGCCCUAGUUCUGGCGUUAUCUUUGUUAGAUAUUGAAGAAGUCGAAGGAUCACGCAAAGGAAAGUUACGGGAGGAUGCCUGCUUGACGGACGAAGAAAUUGCAUUUAACAUUCAGGCAGAAAACUUGAAGAUCUCCUUGGCCGAACUUCAAGACCGCAGAUUUGCACUUAGCCUUGAUGAAGCACUUCAAACCGAUACUGCGGCUCUCAGGGCGUUGUCCCUAAUCAACCAAGGUGAACGAGACGAUCAUCUUGCUGCCCUUGCCCUUGAAAGAGGAGACAAUUCACCAACCCCUACUCAUUCACAAGAAGCACUUGAAUGGACCAGAAUUCCGCCUGUGUGUGGCUCCACUAUGUUCGGUAAUAAUGAUAUUACAGACAUAGUUGAGCCAGACCCAGAUGAAAUGGAUGAUCUCGGUGAAUCUUCUCAUCUCCCCUACAAUGUGGGAAAACUUUCAGCUCGCGGUGAGACGCUAUCUCGGGUGGAGUGUAUCAUAUGUGGCGAUCCUAUCAGACGUUCGCAAAGAUUCGAUGCUCCAUGCUCGCAUUUUUACUGUCGAGACUGCCUUGUAAACCUUGCCGAAGCAUCUACGAGGGACGAGACGCUUUACCCCUUGCGGUGCUGCCGGCAGCCUCUCCCUGUCGCGAACGUCCUCCCGUUGCUUCCAUUGGACUUAAGAUCCCAGUUUCAGGACAAAUCUGCGGAAUUCGCAACUCCACCAACUUCACGGGUCUAUUGUCCAAAUCAAACUUGCUCCACGUUCUUAGGCUCAUCUUCUGGCGGCAGGUUUGAGAUCACCUGUACAACUUGUACGACACGUGUAUGCUCCGCCUGCAAGAACCGAGCCCAUUCAACUGAAGACUGUGCUGAAAACGCGCAGUCCUUGAUGAUUCAAUCCCUUGCAUCUCAAAUGGGUUGGCAGACCUGCCCGGGUUGCCACGCUAUCGUGGAACUUUGGCAGGGAUGUUAUCACAUGACCUGUAGAUGCUCAACGCAGUUUUGUUACUUGUGCGCAGCACUGUGGAAAAAUUGUGACUGCCGGCAAUGGGACGACCAACGCUUGUUAGAUGACGCCGAAAGACGUGUAUACAAUCAAUUCGGUGCUCGUGAGGCAGCCGCGCACCCUGCAAUCUUCGUGGACCGCGUUUACCAGAGGAUGGCGGAGUUAGAGGAAGAUCACGAGUGCCUUGUGCACGAAUGGGAGUACAGGAGUGGCGGCGGUCGUUGUGAGGAGUGUCACGAUGAUUUAUGGAGGUAUUUGAUGCGUUGCAUACAUUGCCAAGCCUUGACCUGUAGGCGUUGUUCAGUGAAUCGGCUUUGAGAAGCAACAUUAGUUAUGGGGUUGAUGUACACAUGACCUUUGUAUAUCUCGGUCAGCUGGUCGUAGGUCUAGACGUCUAUAGUUAGCGUUCGGUCCCGGCGCAAGGCUCUUGCCUUGUUUAUCAAUGUGAAAUGAUGCACAGCUCCAUGGCAUAAGGC